This is a messenger RNA of Closterium sp. NIES-65, 1752 nucleotides long. The record is from the annotation of a GenBank genome assembly. Lineage: Eukaryota; Viridiplantae; Streptophyta; Zygnematophyceae; Desmidiales; Closteriaceae.
AUGGCCACCACAACGUCAGUAGGUCUCCUCCACACGCACGCGCACGCGUCGCUGAGCAAGCCCAUCGCCCAGCGCACCACCGGCCUGCUCUCCCACGAGCCAUGCGUCCCCUCGCAACUAUCCUCCGUCAAAUUCCUCUCCGGCUGCGAUUCCUUCCCGAACGCCAAACUCUCUGCCACCUCCGCAUCAUCAGGCUCCCUAUGCGUCCCCAGCGCGUUCCCCGCGGAGAAGCGGGGCCUUAGAGUGGUAGCGGGCGGGCCCGGGUUGGCGGGCGAGCAGGAUCAGGGGCAGCAGGGGUCCUCGGACGACUUUCCGCCGGUGCCGUCUGGGCGGAUGAUGGUACCGAUGAUGAAGAAGGGCUACGGUGCUUUCGGCGGCGGUGGAGCCACGCUUGAGAAGUCGAAGCUCGACCUGUCUUUCUCGGCCACCAAGACCACCCCGCAGAUUGACCUGGGCGGUGGAGGCGGUAACGUCGGUAAGGGCGGAACGCACGGCGGAGGCGACGGCGGUGACGACGGUGGCGACGAUGACGACUACUUCGGCGAGGACGACGGCGACGACGGCGAUGACGACGGUUUCAUCCGUCGAGCGAUCAUCUCCGAGGUGUUCGACAGGGCGUCGGUGGAGGCAGUGCUGCAGGAGUGGUUCCGAACCAUGGCGGACCUUCCUUCCGGCAUUAGACGAGCGGUUGAAAUGGGUCUGGUGAGCUCGGCGCAGGUGGCGCGAUUCAUGUCGAUCGACGCGCGCCCCACCAUCGCGCGCAUCGUCUCCCGCGCCACGCCCGCCGAGGUCUCGCGCGCGUUCGUCGGCCGCAUGAUGGCGGAUCCGGCGUUCAUCUACAAGCUGCUGCUGGAGCAGGCGGUCACCGUUGGCACGUCGGCCUGGUGGGAGGUCAAGCAACGCGGCGACAGACUGAAGGACGAGUGGGGUCUGGCGUUGACAAACGUGCUGACGCUCUCUCUCUGCAACGCGGCGGUGGUGUGGUCGCUGUCCCCCACGCGCUCCUACGGCUCCACGGCCACGUCGGAGUGGCAGAUGGCGCUACAGAAGCUGCCCAACCACAUGUUCGACAAGAGCUACCCGCUGCGCGAGUUCAACCUGCCCGCCCGCGCCGGCAGCUUCUUCUUUAAUGCUGCGAAGCUCAGCCUCGUGGGAUCCACGGUCGGGGCUCUGGGGGGACUUGCCUCCAACGCUAUUUACUCAGCCGUCUCUAAGGGCAAGGAGGGGUACCGGCCGUCAGUGGUGGUGCCGUCAGCCAGCACGAGUGCAGCGGCGUACGGGGCGCACACAGGGCUGUCAGGCAACCUGCGCUACCAGCUGCUGUACGGGCUUGACCGCGUGUUGCAGCAGCACUUCAACCACAUCCCCGUUGCUGUCCUCGGCACCACCGCCCUCAGGUGUGGCAACGUUCUAUUGGGCGAGCCAUCUCGUCUAAUGUGGUUGGGGAUGGAUGGCGAGGCGCAGCAACAGGCCAAGGCAGAGCAGCAGGCAUACCGCCGCCCGUCCCGCUCGUCCGGUGCCGGCUCCAAGACAAACUCGUUCCUGCAAUCACUGCCCUUCGGCAAGAAAACAGACGAAGCACAGCCCAAGAAAAAGAGCUCUGCUAGGAGAGUGACCAAGGCUGCGGCUGCAGGAGGGGCGGAGAGUGGAGCAGAGGCGGGUGCAGAGGGGGCGGAGAAGGUGCAAGGGACAGGAGGUGCAGCUCGCACGACAAAGCGCAAGGUGAAGCGGAAGGUGUCAGUUGCUCAGUAG